CCCUUUCUCCUCCUGUGCGGCCACAUUGGUUUUACCUUCCCCCCCUCACCAAAGCCUUGGGACGGCGGAGCUUGGCCGACAAAGUCCGGGACAGAAUGGCAUCGGGCGUGACCGUAAACGAUGAGGUCAUCAGGGUGUUCAACGACAUGAAGGUGAGGAAGUCUUCCACGCAAGACGAGGUGAAGAAGAGGAAGAAGGCGGUGCUGUUCCGUCUGAGCGACGACAGGAAGAAGAUCAUCGUGGAGGAGGGAAAGCAGAUCCUGGUGGGUGACAUCGGCGAGACGGUGGACGACCCCUACGCCUGUUUUGUCAAGCUCCUUCCCCUCGACGACUGCAGAUACGGCUUAUAUGACGCCACCUACGAGACCAAGGAGUCCAAGAAGGAGGACCUGGUCUUCAUCUUCUGGGCUCCGGAGGGCGCUCCCCUCAAGAGUAAGAUGAUCUACGCCAGCUCCAAAGACGCCAUCAAGAAGAAGUUUACAGGAAUCAAACACGAGUGGCAGGUGAACGGGCUGGAUGAUAUCCAGGACCGCAGCACGCUGGCCGAGAAGCUGGGCGGGAACGUGGUGGUGUCACUGGAGGGAAAGCCGCUGUGAUGUCAUCAGCCCGCAGAACGUCGCCGAGGCGAUGGCCGUGCCAUCCGGACCCCCGAGCCCACUUGAAUGCCGCCGCUUGCUGUGUGUGUCCGUUUCCCGAAGGACUUAGCGUUUUUUUUUUUUCUCCCCCGUGCCCCCCCCAAAAUGAAGGAGAUCUCAUUAACUUGAAAUAUGCAAACCCCUCCCACUUUGUUGCCACAUGACUUGUUGUUUCAUGGCGGUCACACUUUUGCCAAACAUCACGAGGCUUUUGACGUGACUUUUAUUUAUUUUUCCCGUUGGCGGCUCCGCCGUGCUUCCACGUCGUCAACGCUCGCUCCUCGCCGCCUUACGUUCGCUCGCAAUGUACACGUACUUACACCGCACCUUUUAUUUUGGAAACACUAUACAGGAAGCAGAUUUGACCUCCCUCCCGCUGAGAGACGCCUUAAAAGUGGAACCUUGUUUGUCAGAUUACAGGAAGCCACUGCAAUAAAAGCAUGUGGCCCCG
Messenger RNA from Doryrhamphus excisus (bluestripe pipefish), 1086 nucleotides. RefSeq names its product cofilin 2 (muscle) (gene cfl2). Gene Ontology annotation, molecular function: actin binding. Gene Ontology annotation, biological process: actin filament depolymerization. NCBI's taxonomy places the organism in Eukaryota, Metazoa, Chordata, Actinopteri, Syngnathiformes, Syngnathidae. Gene Ontology annotation, cellular component: actin cytoskeleton. The record is from RefSeq and is a predicted model, not a curated record.